Hippopotamus amphibius kiboko is the source of this 2977-nucleotide messenger RNA. It is a transcript of the gene ODF2L, whose product is annotated as outer dense fiber of sperm tails 2 like. Gene Ontology annotation, biological process: negative regulation of cilium assembly. Gene Ontology annotation, cellular component: centrosome; ciliary basal body. The record is from RefSeq and is a predicted model, not a curated record. NCBI's taxonomy places the organism in Eukaryota, Metazoa, Chordata, Mammalia, Artiodactyla, Hippopotamidae. Bases 226 to 2238 code for a protein of 670 amino acids. The transcript is spliced from 18 exons.
GGCGGGGCCGUGGCCGUGGCGUGUCACGGAUGUGAAAGGUCCUCGCAUCCGCCCGAAACUGGCCUCAGCCUCUUUCUGCCUGUAUCCUCUCUUCGCUCCAGACCGACCACCUGGGCUUGGGAAAGGCAGAGAGGAAGGGUGUGGUCUCUGGACUGCAGGGCAAGCCUUAGCCAAGCUUGUGUGGAGAACUUGUGGAAGCCACCUAUAAAUCCAUUUACUGCAUUUAUGGAGAAGCCUGCAAAUGAUGGAAGUCAUUCAGAAGAACUCUUUUCCCAUUGUGAAAGCAUGCCAGAGAAAGAGCAUUUACCACAGCAUGCCAGUGAAAAUCUUCUCAGCUGCCUAAAGCAGGACAUCUUAAAUGGGGAGACCGAAUUGGACGCAACAUUUAAGGAAGCCGAGUUAGCAACUUGUUCUAUAGAACUACUUUUGCCAUCAUUUAAGGACAUCAUUGAAGAGAUUAGUUUUGAAAAUGCUAAUCUUUCUGCAUCCGAUUUGAAGAUUUCUAAACAGAAGGAUAUAUUAACAAAAGAAUUACACACUUUUAAACGUGUAAAACAAACUUUAGAACGUCACCUUAGAAAGACAGAAUACCAACAAAGAGGGGACAGUUUACCCAACUUGUUGGAGAAGCUAGCUGAUAAUGAAAGUGAAAACACUAAUCUUAAGAAGAAGGUACUUGAAAAGGAGACCUAUAUCCAAGAACUUUCUUGUUUGUUUCAGAAUGAAAAGACAAAUGCUUUGAAAGCAAGCCGUUUUUCACAAUCAGUAAAAUUAGUACAUGAACGACUACAGUUCCAAAUUCAUAAAAAGGAAGCAGAGAAUGAUAAAUUAAAAGAACACAUAAAGAUGUCUGCAGUCCAUGUUUCAAGACUGCAUAUGGGGGGUUGUUUUUUUUCUUCAAUGGCAAGAAGCUUUUGCCCGUCAAAGAGCUUAGAAACCAAAAUAUUGGAAUGGAACUUGCAAUUGAAAAAGAGUAAGCAUGAGGCUGUAGCGAUGAAAGAAUCAAGUAGGCAAAAAGCUAUAGCUCUGAAAAAGGCAUCUAAAAUUUACAAACAAAGGAUUGAACACUUUACUGGAGACAUGGAAAAUCUUGCUUCCCAAAUUAGAGAGCAGGAGGCCAGGUUGUCUGAAACAGUUUUAGCUUCCAAUGCCUGGAGAAGUCAUUAUGAGAAAAUUGUAAUAGAAAAAACUGAGUUGGAAGUUCAGAUCGAAACAAUGAAAAAGCAAAUUAUUAAUCUUUUGGAAGACCUGAAGAAAAUGGAAGACCAUGGGAAAAAUUCAUGUGAAGAAAUUCUUAUAAAACUUCACUCAAUUGAAUAUGAAAAUGAAACUCUGAAUCUUGAGAAUACAAAAUUAAAGACUACACUUGCUGCUUUGAAGGAUGAAAUUGCCUCUGUUGAAAAUGAACUCUUAGAAUUGCAAGAAGUAGAAAAACAACAGAAAACCCUUAUUGAAGUUUAUAAAACUCAGAUACAAAAAUUGCAAGAAGCAGCUGAAAUGGUGAAAAGCAAAUGUGAAAAUUUGCUACAAGAAAAUAACCUAAUAACAAAAAACAAAAAUAAAAAAUUAAAGAAGAUGAGAGGCCAGAUGGAGUCUCAUCUGAAGGCGUUAGAGCACGUCCGCGAUUCCUUGACGGCGGCGGAACAGAGGCUUCAUGAGUGUCACGAGAGUCUGCAGCACCACAAGGGGAAAUGUGCAGACCAGGCACACACCAUUAGGGAGCUUCAGGGCCAGGUUGAUGAAAAUCAUUGUCUUCUGACAAAGCUUUCUCUGGAAGAGGAAAAUUAUCUUAUUCAGUUGAAGUGUGAAAACCUUAAACAAAAAUUAGAACAGAUGGAUGCAGAAAAUAAAGAGCUUGAAAAGAAGCUGGCAAACCAAGAAGAGUGUCUUAAGCACAGCAAUCUUAAGUUUAAAGAGAAAUCUGCAGAAUAUACAGCAUUAGCCAGACAGCUGGAGGCUGCUUUAGAAGAAGGAAGACAAAAGGUUUCUGAAGAAAUAGAGAAAAUGUCAUCUAGAGAAAGGGCUUUACAAAUUAAAAUAUUAGAUCUGGAAACUGAGCUUAGAAAGAAAAAUGAAGAACAAAAUCAACUUGUUUGCAGAAUGAACAGUAAAGCACAACAUCAGGAAGUAUGUUUGAAAGAAAUACAGCAUAGUCUUGAAAAGUCGGAGAAUAAAAAUGAGAGUAUUAAGAAUUAUUUACAGUUUCUUAAAACCUCUUAUGUGACAAUGUUUGGGUGAAUUGUUGGGUUUAUUUUCUAUAAGUAAUAGGUUUUUUACUGUAAGUCUUAAAAAGUAAUUAGGUAACAAAUAUAUUAUCUAUUGCUAUACUUUAUGAUUUAUGGGUGGUACUAUUAGGGAUUUUAUGUAAAGAUUUUUGAAACAUAAUUUAUUAUCCAAUUGAAACUAAAACAAGAUACAUGUUAGUAUUCCUUUUUUGCUGGAUAAUCUUCACUUAGCUCUAGAUUAAUAUUUAAUUUGUUUUGGUUUUUAGAAUAUUUUACACACAGAAAAGAAGCCAGAAUCAUUCCUUGUGACUGUAGCCACCAUUCAAGUGAAUUUGUAAUAAACCUAGGCCAAUUAUGAACCAAAUACAUGAUUUAAAAUAAUGUACCUAAUUGUUUUACAUUAUGGUACUGUAUAUGUAUAUAUUACUAUAAUAAAGGAAAAUAUUCUGAAUAUUAUUUUUAAUAAUUAUAUAAUUGCAUACUUUCUAAAGGUACUAAAUGUCUCAGUGUAUGUAAUAUUGUUUCAAGUAUAUGCUAAGAUGCCAUUAUAAUUUCUGCGAGGUUUUAAAUAUCAAAUUUUAAGUCAUGGCUACUAAAUGCCAACUGACAGCGACAGGUGAAAACAUGUUGGCAUGCAUUGUUUCUUUAUAAAGAAUAGGCAUUUAGGUUCUCCUAUAAAUUCAUGGUCUCUUUUGUUCUUCAUCUUAUGUUAGUGAUUGUCUGAUGCUAUUAGUGUAGAAAUUCUGAAACCC